Molecule: messenger RNA, 4569 nt
Organism: Mobula hypostoma (lesser devil ray)
Lineage: Eukaryota; Metazoa; Chordata; Chondrichthyes; Myliobatiformes; Myliobatidae
Product: ADP-ribosylation factor 6-like
Exons: 1
Coding region: 423-950 (175 amino acids)
Biological process (GO): intracellular protein transport; regulation of dendritic spine development; protein localization to endosome
Cellular component (GO): endocytic vesicle; focal adhesion; ruffle
Molecular function (GO): GTP binding; GTPase activity
Source: RefSeq, a predicted model, not a curated record
UCUGACGGUGCUGUAAUCUACAUCCGCGCCCUUUCCUCUCCGGGGCUGGGAGUUCAGUUUCAUAUAAUUUUUUUCCCUCUCGCCUCACUAAUCUAUAUAUAUAGAGAGAGAUCUCCGAAACUCAAAGACAAGGGGUUUAAAAUCCCCGGGAAGAUGAGAUAUGAGGUCAGAGAAGAGGAGGAGUGCGGAAGCGGACGGGUGAGAUUGUGAAUCGAGGCGUUUGUUACAAUUUGGAGACUUUGUAUCAAAGGGCCUGUAUCAACGUUCCAUUGAAACUCAACGUUCCAUUGAUCGCCGCCGCCGCCGCAGUCUGCGCUGCUGUUUCAUCUCAGCGGCUGUAAAUUGUCCGCCUCGGCUGCCCCCCUUCUCCCCGCGUACCCCCUGCCCCAUUUCCCCACCCUCCCUUCCCCACCGCACCGAAGAUGGGCGGCGCGUUCGCCAAGAUAUUCGGCAGCAAGGAGAUGAGGAUACUGAUGUUGGGCUUGGACGCCGCCGGCAAGACCACCAUCCUCUACAAGCUGAAGCUGGGCCAGUCGGUCACCACCAUCCCCACGGUGGGCUUCAACGUGGAGACGGUCACCUACAAGAACGUGAAGUUCAACGUGUGGGACGUGGGAGGGCAGGACAAGAUCAGGCCGCUCUGGAGGCACUACUACACGGGCACGCAGGGGUUAAUCUUCGUGGUGGACUGCGCUGACCGCGAUCGCAUCGACGAGGCCAAGCAGGAGCUGCACCGGAUCAUCAACGAUCGCGAGAUGAGGGAUGCCAUCAUCCUCAUCUUCGCCAACAAACAAGACCUGCCCGAUGCCAUGAAACCCCACGAGAUCCAGGAGAAGCUGGGCUUGACCAGGAUUAGAGACAGAAACUGGUAUGUCCAGCCGUCCUGCGCCACCUCGGGGGAUGGACUCCACGAAGGACUCACCUGGCUAAAUUCAAAUUACAAAUCCUAACCAGACAGCGCGACCCGCAUUUCAUUUUAUUUCCUCGAUCGACUUGGUUGAAUUAAACAUUUAGAAGAGAGGGGGAAAAAUUCCUAACUUGUACAAGACACAAGUUUACUUUAAUGAAAGCAAUUUUUUUUGUUUCGGGAGGGUGAGAGGAAAUUCUGCAAACCAGUUUAACUGCGGCUUCCGGACUCUGUUCAGUUCAUUCUACCGAGGGCCCCGACUUACGAGGGACACCAUUGGAGGUGACUUUCGGGCGGGAGGGGAGGGUUUGUAAUAUAUUAACACAGGCUAUGCAAUGGCGGGAGAAAUUCCUCAAAGGCUGCUGCUCGGUAUCGGGAGGGGGGUGGAAACUCCCAAACUUCCAGUCGAUCAAUAUUGAUUUAAUUUUGUUGACACACUUGUCCGUGAUAUUAUGCAAACGAAACCAGGUGCGUUUCAAGUCGGAGCUAUUUUGCCCCCACCUUCCACCCCCCCAUCCCAUCGUGCCCCUGACCUAAAUAAGACCAGUAAAUCUCCUGGGCAAAACAUGCCAAUUAAAUUCGGAGUUUCUGGACUCUAUAAGGGGGUUUGGGCACGGAAGGGUGGCUUGCUUAUUUUUUUAAUAUGUAGCAAAUUUAUAAAAAGGCGUGCCCCUCCCUCCUCUAACACAGGAACCUGGGUUGUCCUGAUUACAGAGUGAGUUAGGCUAGUUUCCUCCCUCCCACCCCGCCGGUCUCCGUUGGAGUGAAACUGUUCAAGGUGACCUGACCGGUGGCUGUACUUGUGGACUUUGUUCUGUAAUUUGAGACUGUCAAUACAUACAGCACAAUAUCCACUCUGUCACUGGGAGGUGUAGGUAUAAACUGGACGGUGCUGAGUUGUGCUUUUUUUUAAAAAGAAAGAAAAGCUUUCAACUGUGGUACAGUCUUUUUAAGAAAAAAAACUAUAUGUGCCUCUUCAGGUCUAGACCGCAGGCAAAUGGAAAAAUCCAAUUAAGACAAGUCUGCAAUUUCAUUUUUUGGUUUGAGAAAUGGAAAACCAGUGUGCAGGCACUCGACCCUCCCUAACAUUUUAAGAGUUUUGCAUUCCUGAAUAAUUGGCUGUAUUGCAAUCUUAACCUUUUCUAAUAUGUACAAGGUCGUAGGAAUAGAAGGCCUUUUGGCCCUCGGAGCUGAACUGAUGGUUGAAUCAUUUCCUGGGCGCCAGUUGUGUGUCUCCUUUCUUUUUAAGUGGUGUCCCUGACCAGUGAAUCUAUCGACCAUUGUUGAAAGCUCUUAAUUGGUACUGUUAGCUUAUUGAGGUGGCAUGAGCUUUGGAAUUGUAUUCUGCAUAUGGAUUUGAAUCCGAUGCAUUCUCCAUAUGGAUUUGAAUCCGAUGGGUAGGUUUGCUUCCUGUUUUUCGAGCAUCUGUUCUCCAAAGGAUCUUGAUAAUGUCACAGCCCCCCCCCCAACACCUUCAGAGAGAAUGGAAGUUGAGAUUGUACGAAAUGUCUUAAUUUGCAUAAUAACUACGUAAUUUGGUUCUAUUGACGGGUACUGCACCUUGCCUUCCCCGCUCCUCCACUGCAGGAGAUGUAUGCUUAAUUUUAGGGAACUGGUUGGUGCCGAGGUUGUGCCCUUCCCUCUGGCAACCCCGUGCCUCCUCUCUCCCCAGCCCCAGUUUUGCCCUGUUGGUGCUGUGCGUUCAGGGCCUGUGUGCUGAUGAUGAAAGAUUUGGGGAGGACUCUGGUUUCCAAAAAGAACUUUUUUUAAAAAUCCUGCAUUUGUUAUGGUUUCAGGUAAUUUCCUCUGCCGCAGUAGAAUUUUAGGGUGUGGCGUCAGACUGACCAAUGUGAAGUUGCUUUUCGGAGACAAAACUUGAAUUAUUUAAUCUCCAUAACGGUACUAAACUCAGGGCUCUCCGGAAGUGCGUCGGCCUGGGUCUUCCUUUACUGAACGCUGAUGGGAUAGUGGCCAAAGAAUAUCCUUGCCCGGGGGAAUCCUUCCACAGUUGGCAUGAAGUGUCAAUCCCCCUAAAACCCUUGCCUCCUCCCCCUUGAGGGCAGAAAGUGAUGGGAUGGCGAUGACACAUGAAGUCAGGACUUCAACUUGAGCAUUUUUUUCUUUGCUGAGGUCUUCGAUUAGUGCAGAGCUCCCCGCUCCCCUCCAUCUUGUCUCCUAACCUUUCCUUUACAAGCCAUGUAGUCCCUCGCAAUUCGCUUCGAAGUAUUGCUGGUGCACAAGUUCUGUUUUGGACUUUACCCAAGGCAAAAGGCCAAGUGGGGCAGGGUCCAUGCAGUACCGCGCAAUUCCCACUAGGUGUCACUGCUGAGCACCCACGCUUGACAUCUAGUGGAAGGGAGACUCGGAAUGAUAGUAUUUAUGUUCAUUUGGUCUGACUGAAACUUCAAGGUUUUUUCUUCCCACUCAAGCUUACAUUGCCAAUUCUAUUUUUUUUUUAAACCAGCUGUUUUGAACUCUCCAGGUUGUACAAUGUAACACUGACAGGUUGGUUAAGGGAGUCUUGGCAAAUGAUUUCCUCCUGGUUUCAGAGCAUCGUGACUCAUCACCAGGUACAUAUAUUGGGAAAGUUGGUGGCUGAUUCAAUCGGUCCUCCUCCCCCCUCCCCACACCUCUGAAUUCUGUGGGGGAGGGAAUGCACUGUCAGUCUUGGUGUGACAUUGAUGAAAUGUUUGUGAAUAAUCCGGACAGCCUUCAUACUUUUUUUUUGCAAAAGAACCACUUUGUGUAAUCAUAGUCUGUUUCAGCCUUUAAUAACUCAAGAUGGACCCUCGUUUCAAAUGGAAUCGGGAGCCGAAAUAAGAGAAUGGCGUUUGAGGUUCUGGCCUCAAGUGGCCGAUUGGUGGGAAGAUGGAGGCUAAAAAGUGGACUUUAACCGCCCUCUUUCACGAAGCGCCGAGUGUGACCCCGAUCCCUCUGAGCGUUGGACUUUUUGCACUGCGGGGUCGCGGCCCCUCCCUCCCGUUCCACUAUUUGCACUGAACUGCCGCACGAGGGGCACUCAUCGAACUCUUCCCAACAGUCCCGUCCCGCACAGCUGCGUAAGGCCAGCAGCUUCAAAGUCGUCCGGAUUCGAACCCGGCGCACAGCGGAAUGAAAGUUCUGUGUCUGGAAGAGCUGUGCACGAUAUGUUUGGAGGCGCAUCGUCUUGAGCGCAGGCCUGCCUAAUGGAGCAUCGAAUUGUCAGCUUUUUGCGUGUGAAUGAAACGAGAGCAGCGACGGCUUUCGAACUGAGGGAUAUUUUGAUAUUUUCCACAUGGGGGGGCAACUUGAACUUCAACCUUUGACAUUCCUGACCGUGGAUUGCUGGAUAAUGAACUGUACAAAGGGGAGCUAUACUCGACUGAAUCCGUACUGUCUUUUCUGGGAAUGAUUGAUGGGACAAUGCAGAGGGCGCUUUACUGUGUAUCUAACCCAUGCUAUACCUGAUCUGAAAUUGUUUAAUUGGGCCAGUAGAAGGAGACUUACUUUGCACAUAAUUCUUGCUGUACCCGCCCCAAGUUUGGAUGCUGAUGCGGAGUAUUAACUACAGCACCGUGAUUAAAUCUGAAACGCUAAAGAAAUCUGGAGAUUUUUGGGGGUUAUAAUGCUGUAAAUUUAGCCUCAAUAAAGACUUGUACCAGUUACUUCUGAAGGGCUUGAUU